AUGUCAGUACUUACACCCCCUUCAACUUCAACUGAUUCUUCAAGACCUGGUUCUUUUGUGAUGCCAGUGGAACCCCCUACUAUACUUGAUCAAUCUCACCUCAGACCUGGUCAUAAAGCCUCCUUACUUUCUCAUACUCAAACUUUAGAACUAUAUCGUCAAAAUGCUAAAAAAACAAAUGAUCCUGAACUUCAGUUUGAAUUUGCUGCUUUUAUGAUAGAAGCUUCAAGAGCUAUGAACGAAGACCCUAAAAAAAGAGAAGAGUUAUGCAAAGAAGGAAUGUCCAUAUUAAAAAAACUUUCGGAUAGAGGACACGCAAACUCUCAAUAUUACUUAGCUGAUUGUUAUGCAAGCGCGAUUGGUACAUCAAAAAAUAAACCCGACCUUGACAAAGCUUUCCCCUUGUUUGUUCAAGCUUCUAAACAUGGUCAUCCUGAAGCUGCUUAUCGGGCUGGUGUAUGCUAUGAAUAUGGUUGGGGUUGUCGUAAAGAUAGUGGUAAAGCUCUACAAUUUUUAAGGAAAUCAGCAACAGCAAGUCAUCCUGGUGCUAUGUAUCGUUUAGGUAUUGCUGAGCUAAAGGGUGAACUUGGCUUAUCAAAAAAUCCUAGAGAUGGUGUAAAGUGGCUCAAAAGAUCAGUUGAAUCAGCAAAUGAAGAAUUUCCACAUGCUUUACACGAAUUGUCUGAACUUCAUGAGAAAGGUGUUGAAAACAUUGUAUUUGUAGAUUUGGAAUAUUCUGUUCGAUUGUUAAUACAGGCUGCAGAUUUAGGCUAUGCACCAUCUGCGUUUAAAUUAGGUGAAUGUUACGAGUACGGAAAGAUGGGCUGUCCGCAAGAUGCCGCUCUCUCAAUUCACUACUACACGGUUGCUGCUCAACAAGAUCACCCUGAGGCUUGUUUUGCAUUAACAGCUUGGUAUCUUGUUGGAAGUCCUGGAGUGUUACCGCAAAGUGACACAGAAGCAUAUUUAUGGGCUAAACGUGCAGCUGAAAAAGAAUUGGCAAAAGCUGAAUAUGCUAUAGGGUAUUUCACUGAGGUCGGUAUUGGGAUUCAAAAGGAUCAAUUAGAAUCUAAUGUUUGGUAUCGUCGUGCUGCUGAACAUGGCGAUAAAAGAGCUCAACAAAGAUUAAGGGGUGUACCAAUUGAUGAUAAACUAUAUCGUCAAAAUGCUAAAAAAACAAAUGAUCCUGAACUUCAGUUUGAAUUUGCUGCUUUUAUGAUAGAAGCUUCAAGAGCUAUGAACGAAGACCCUAAAAAAAAAGCCGAGUUAUGCAAAGAAGGAAUGUCUAUACUAAAAAAACUUUCGGAUAGAGGUCAUGCAAACUCUCAAUAUUACCUGGCUGAUUGUUACGCAAGCGCGAUCAAUACACCAAAAAACAAACCUGACUACGACAGAGCUUUUCCCUUGUUUGUUCAAGCUUCUAAACAUGGUCACGCUGAAGCUGCUUAUCGGGCUGGUACAUGUUAUGAAUAUGGUUGGGGUUGUCGUAAAGAUAAUGGUAAAGCAUUACAAUUUUUAAGGAAAUCUGCAAUAUCAAAUCAUCCUGGUGCUAUGUAUCGUUUAGGUAUUGCUGAGCUAAAGGGUGAACUUGGCUUAUCAAAAAAUCCUAGAGAUGGUGUAAAGUGGCUCAAAAGAUCAGUUGAAUCAGCAAAUGAAGAAUUUCCACAUGCUUUACACGAAUUGUCUGAACUUCAUGAGAAAGGUGUUGAAAACAUUGUAUUUGUAGAUUUGGAAUAUUCUGUUCGAUUGUUAAUACAGGCUGCAGAUUUAGGCUAUGCACCAUCUGCGUUUAAAUUAGGUGAAUGUUACGAGUACGGAAAGAUGGGCUGUCCGCAAGAUGCCGCUCUCUCAAUUCACUACUACACGGUUGCUGCUCAACAAGAUCACCCUGAGGCUUGUUUUGCAUUAACAGCUUGGUAUCUUGUUGGAAGUCCUGGUGUGUUACCACAAAGUGACACAGAAGCAUAUUUAUGGGCUAAACGUGCAGCUGAAAAAGAAUUGGCAAAAGCUGAAUAUGCUAUAGGGUAUUUCACUGAGGUCGGUAUUGGGAUUCAAAAGGAUCAAUUAGAAUCUAAUGUUUGGUAUCGUCGUGCUGCUGAACAUGGCGAUAAAAGAGCUCAACAAAGAUUAAGGGGUGUACCAAUUGAUGAUAUAAACAGUAAUAAAAGUAGCCAUUCUAGAUUGUAA
Messenger RNA from Entrophospora sp. SA101, 2187 nucleotides. Lineage: Eukaryota; Fungi; Glomeromycota; Glomeromycetes; Entrophosporales; Entrophosporaceae. The record is from the annotation of a GenBank genome assembly.